Molecule: messenger RNA, 1252 nt
Organism: Oreochromis aureus
Lineage: Eukaryota; Metazoa; Chordata; Actinopteri; Cichliformes; Cichlidae
Gene: mfap2
Product: microfibril associated protein 2
Exons: 9
Coding region: 177-656 (159 amino acids)
Biological process (GO): embryonic eye morphogenesis
Cellular component (GO): microfibril
Source: RefSeq, a predicted model, not a curated record
UGGUGCUGGUCGUUGCUGGAGUCCGGGGCUGGACCGGGGAGGAGACUGCAGAUGCGGGGUGGUACAAUGUGGCGCUGGAAGUCCUCCUGCACUCACAGGACACAUGAGAGCAGGAGAAAGUCGGAGCGAAUUGAGUCAAAGUUGGUAUUAAAGUCAGUCUACCUCCCAGAGCGACCAUGAGAGUCCUCCUGCUACUCUGCAUGCCAGUUGUGCUGUUCAGCCAGCCCCAGUACCAGGAUCCAUAUAUCUUUAACGAAUUCCAAGAGUAUGAGUACACUACAGACCCUCCUCGCGGAGGCUAUCAGCAGCAGGUUCAGCUCAACCCCGUGAUCCGUCCUGGAAAAUCAGAUCCCGAAUUCCUGACGGAGCCCACGGAGCCUGGACCUCUCGAUUGCAGAGAGGAGCAGUACCUCUGCACCAGACUCUACUCAGUUCACAAACCAUGCAAGCAAUGCCUCAACAGCCUCUGUUUCUACAGUUUGCGGCGGGUGUACGUCAUCAACAAGGAGGUCUGCGUGAGGACUGUGUGCGCACACGAGGAGCUGCUCAGAGCGGACCUGUGUCGUGAUCAGUUUUCUCGCUGUGGAGUGGCGGCGCUGAGUGGCCAGUGUGCAUCAAUAGGAGGAAGCUGUGGGAAGAGCUGCGGUAGCUGCUGAUGAUCAGGGACACCACCCGCCCAGAUACUGCCGCUUUUUCACCUCCCUCAUCACGUUGUCUUACUUUGCCCUCCUCCCUCCCUCCUCUCCCUCUGUACACCCCCACUACCCCUGUGCAAAAAAGCACUGCUGCAUUUCAGCAUGUUUCUCUUUGUCUAAAAUGUUCCACGUGUGUGUUUGCUCACUAGAUCCUGUGUGUAAGGAUACGUAUAAUCCAAAGGAUGUUGAUGACUGUAUAAAUCACUGGUGCUAUAAAACUUUUAGAGGUGCACAUAAAGCCACAGAACAUCCUCUAUUUUUCUUUUUUUGCAUAUUGUAUCACAUUAAUCGCCCCGUGUUUACUGGUACGUUACUGUAUUUGUGUUGAAAAGCAGUCAUUGUCAUGAUCAGCUCAUCAAUGGUGGCCGCAGUGCACUGACAUCAGACAAAACUAAUCGAUAUCCAGCCGCCAGCUGUCUCGCUAUCGAAGAUCAUGAGAUAUGUGAUGAAACAGGUAGUGAGGAGUGACCUCACAAAUGACCUCUGUACUACUGCUUUGUAAAACUGUCACUAUAGAGACUGAGAAAAAAAAUAAACUUUGUUUUGUUUUUUUACUA